This is a messenger RNA of Camelus dromedarius (Arabian camel), 2181 nucleotides long. RefSeq names its product protein phosphatase 1 regulatory subunit 15A (gene PPP1R15A). Gene Ontology annotation, biological process: response to endoplasmic reticulum stress. Bases 250 to 2103 code for a protein of 617 amino acids. The record is from RefSeq and is a predicted model, not a curated record. Lineage: Eukaryota; Metazoa; Chordata; Mammalia; Artiodactyla; Camelidae. The transcript has 3 exons. Gene Ontology annotation, molecular function: protein phosphatase regulator activity. Gene Ontology annotation, cellular component: protein phosphatase type 1 complex; endoplasmic reticulum.
GCGGUGUCAGCGUUAACUUGAUCCGGUUCUUACAGGUUUGUUUGUAUACGUCUCCCUGCAGGACUCUGCGCCUGUUUGUCGCGACAGCGCUUGCAGCAGCCGGUAACAACUUGAGUCCCCGAGCCAGGCGCCGGAGGGCGAGAUGAACACCCUGGCCUCCCGAACCUUCUGGACCUGCGAUCGCUUGUGGCAGCCCCAGCCGGUACUCCUGCCCCCAGGGUGACGCAUAGUACCCAGCCGCCCAGACAGAUGGCCCCAGGCCAAGUGCCCCAUCAGUCUGCCCCCUGGAAGGAUACCCACCCCUUCUUCCUCCUGUCCCCACUGAUGGGCCUCCUCAGCUGGGCCUGGAGCCGCCUGAGAAGCCCAGGACCUCCAGAGCCCUGGCUGGCGGCACCAGUAACAGGAGCAGAUCAGGGAGAGGCUAAGGCUUCUCUGACCACCCACCAUGCUCCCUGGAGCAGGCGCCCUCCAGAGGAGACUGGAGACAAUGGAGCAGCUGAGAGCGAUGGAGCAGCAUCGUCGGGGGCCUGCCCUGACCUGAAAGCCAAGUGUUCUCUUCUCGAAGCCUGGAGACUUUCAGGUGAUGAUGAUGAAGAGAAUGGCAGAGAAGAAGCAACCAGAGUCCCUAGCAAGCUGGGAAGUGAAUUUAUAGAGGGCCAGCCUGCUCCCCUGGCCUCCAGCCUUCGGAUAAGAUCCCUGCAGGACCCUCCUGGGGAGGAGAAAUCUGAGGAAGGAGGAGUUGCUAAAGAUAAAGAGAUCAUGUUCCCUUUUCUCCUAUCAGGCUGGGAGUACUGUCCAGGCUCGGAGUUAGAGGAGGAGGGGGUUGGAGCUGUAAAUAAAGAAGCUCCGAGAACAUCUACGUCCCCCUUAGCUCCAGGAUCCACGCCCAGAGCUUGGGUGUGCUGCCUUCCAGUGGAGGAAGGGGAUGAAGCCACAGUGGAAGAAAGAACAGAGGAUAAAGCAGCCACGAAGACCUCUACUGCCCCCUCAUCUGUAGGCUCCCACCCCAGGGCCUGGGAAGGUUGUUCAGGGGAGGAGCGUGAGGAGGAGGCGGACAACAAGGCUGAGACCAGAGCAGCUGACCCAGAGCCACACUCAGUUCUAGCCCAGAGGCCCCUGCUCAGGACUUGGCAGCAUCAAUCCAGUGAGAUCACAGAGGAGGAUGAAGAGGAGGAUGAGGACAGUGCUUUGUGGGCAGCUGAGGGUCUCUCUUGUGUCCCACGCACCAGUGCCUUCCUGAGGGCCUGGGUCUAUCGACCAGGAGAGGACACGGAGGACGAGGAUGACAAAGAGGACAACAAGGACAACAAGGAGGAGGACAGUGAUUCAGGAGCAGCUGAAGAGGAGGGAGAAGCUGAGGGUCCUUCUUCCAUCCCCCCUACCAGUACCUUCCUAAGGGCCUGGGUGUAUCGACCAGGAGAGGACUCAGAGGAGGAGGAAGAUGAUGAGGAUGAGAAUGAGGAUGAAGAUAAUGAGUCAGAAGCAGCUGAGUCGGGAGCAAGUCCCUCCCUUCAAGCCCAGAAUGCCCUCCUCAGGGGCCGGAUCUAUCGGCCUGGAGAGGAAACUGAGGGAGAGGAAACUGCUGAGGAGUGGAAAGAGGCUGAGUCCUGCCCCUUCCGCGUGGCCAUCUAUUUACCUGGAGAGAGAGCGCCACCUCCCUGGGCUCCUCCUCGGUUGCCCCUCCGACUGCAGAGGCGGCUCAAGUUUGAAGAAACCCCCGUCAGGCAUCAGGACCCUGAGCCUCUCCUAAAGACCAGAAAGGUGCGCUUCUCUGAGAAGGUCUCUGUCCAUCUCCUGGCUGUCUGGGCAGGACCAGCCCGGGCCGCCCGCAGAGGCCCUUGGGAGCAGUUCGCCCGGGAUCGCAGUCGCUUCGCCAGACGCAUUGCCAGGGCCCAAGAGGAGCUGGGCCCCUACCUCACCCCUGAUGCCCGAGCCAGGGCCUGGGCACGCCUCAAGAACCUUUCCACUUCUGUGGCCACCAUACCUGCCCCUACCCAGACCUUACCAAUGUCCCCCAUCCAGGCCACGCCCUUGAGCCAUGCUACAGCCUCUCCCCUCCUUCAUAUGUCUCCUUGCCUGGACCUCAGUGGGAGGCGUGGCUAAGAUGAUGUAGUUUUCAUGUUAUUAACUAUUUAUUUUUUUAAGUGUUGGUUUAUGUAGGAAUAAAGUCUUUUGUAGUGA